UGCUGACAGUCGCGCGCCGAACGUCAUUAUACGUAGAUCGUGUAAAUGUGCAUGCGCAUUUGGCGCCAAAUCGAAGCAAAAUCACUCCGCAUGAUUCUUUCCGGAAUAUGUUCUUGAGUCACAUCGCGCGCGCGUUGCUUUGCUGGUGAGGGAAUUGUUUCUCGUUAUCUGUGUGGUCAAAUGUCGGAUGAAUAUCAUAGAGUCGCUAAAUCACUCGCUGAGAGAAGACGCGUCGUCAUGGGCACCGUGUGUUGUGCCCCGCGAGUGUAGUGUGAAUCGUUGAGAUUAAAUCUGGGAGGAAAAGAGGUGAAACGAGAGAGAGAGAGAGAAUUGGUGCAAGAGGAAAAAAAACGCAGGAUACACAAAACACAUGGGUAACUCUGUGACUGUCUAAUACCAUUCAAAGCAAAGCAUCAUCUCAUAGUUCGAAAUAGAGAGAGAGAGAGAGAGAGAGAGAGAGAGAGAGAGAAGAAAAGAAAGAGAGAGAGAAUUGAAAGCACACAAGGACAAUAAUGCAGAGCCGUUGUUUCCGUUUUUUGCGACAGAACAACGUUUGGAUCUGCUCGUAGUGAUGUACUGCCUAUAUUUUUCUUAAUGAUCGAGCGAAGAGAUCUAACGGACAGAAAUGACUCGCAGAAGAACGUUUACCUUUGUAUUGGGAGUAUGUAUAGGUUUUCUAUUAUUGCUCGUUGGCACUGCAAUCGCGAAGACUACGGAAGCAUCUACUGUAGUGUCGGAAAAACCUGAUUCUCAAAAAACAUCAACUCUCUCAAGAGGCACUAUUCUGACGAGGGUUUCAUCGAUUCAUAAAAAUCCGACAGUUACAGAAAAAGACAGACGAAAUUUUGAUUUAACAAAAGAAGAAACUCAUAACAAUCAAGAUAAAUCGAGUGGCAGCAGUGACGAAAGUGUGAGUCAAAGUGGUAAAAGAAGAAGCGAAGUGUCGACGGCAUAUAACACAAGCGAUGCGACGAAAUCCGAAAGUUCAUCAGAUGGAAAUCGGAAAGCUCGGUACGGCGAAAUUGCCGCGAAAAGCUCUGGAAAAAGCACCAGCACGAAAGUCAUCUCCGAUGACUUUCUCAGAUUAUCCAGAACAAACGAACUAAUUGCAGCGACCACGAAGUCGCCGACUUUAAACGAUUCAAAACAGGACAACAAAAGAAACGUAGGAAAUACCACGAUUGAAGAAACUUUCAAUAAUGAAGAACCCAAUGUCACCAUUCCUUUAAGCACAAAAAAAGAAAACAUUGUCAGCGACAAGUUAGCAAACAUUAUAAAAAUUUCAGAAACUAAACACAUAGAAGAUAUAAUUCCAAACGAGCAAGAAACAACGACUGCGAUAUUGGUCGAAAAUUUCUCCUCGUUGUCAGCAAAACUGUCAGAAGACGAAAAAAAAAAUAAAACUGUGAAAUCUGAUUAUAAAGAGACAAUUUUAAAGAUUGAGUCGAUGAAAAAUAAAGAUGUAACUUUAGUUGAUUUGAAAGAAAGCGAUGAUCGUGAUCGAGAAUUAACUACAGUGCGCGAUAUUCAGCGCGAAGAUUCUCAAACACUUACGAGAAAUGUAAAGGAUCAGGGAACAACGGCAUCUGAAGCACUCGACCUAGGAAAUAUUGAUGAGAAGGGACGCGAAGGAAUCAUUUCGCUUAUUAAUGACACGUACGUAAACUACAAUCAUUUUUAUAAAACUGUGACGGAGAAAGAUGCUAAAGCGGAUUCGAGAAAUCGCUCCAUCGACACAAAUAGCACGCGUGGAAAAGGCGAUCCAAAGGAAGAAGUGGAAGUCGUUAACAACAUGGCUCAUCAGCCAAUAUUGAGAAUCGUGACCAACGAGAACGAAACCGCAAAGAAUGAAUCUCACUUCAAUAAACCGAGCAAUCAAGACCAAACAGUUUACAUCAAGAAGAAAGGAGGUGUCAAAAAUGAGAAUCAUUUUGAACAGGAAACAGAUAUUUUACUUUCUAACGCGACCAUCAGUAGCGCAGAUAAUACGGAUGAACGGAAAUCGAUAAGGGAAUCUGAGAGUCAGGUGAAGUUGCUUGAAAUGACAACUCAAAGUAUCCAACUUGAAGAGCAUUCUUUGGGAGCACGCGAAAGUAGUCCAGUUCCGCAGGGUAGAACUAUUGGAUUAUCCGGAGUUAACGAGUUUUCCAGUACUGAGGUAAAAUUCACAACUUCGGCGAAGCUCGAUGACGGAGCAUCGUCGAUCACUCAGAGUUUACAAAAUAACUCCGAUACAGAAAAGAUAGAGCAAAAACCUUACCCUUAUCUAAAGUCUAGUAGAGAAUCAUUACAGACGACAACAAUCAAUUUGAGAGCGAACAGUGAUGUUGCGGAAGAAGCUUCAUCUUAUAAGAAUACGAUCGGAAAAGAAAAAUCCGAAAAGUUUGUCAUUACGGAACCCUCGGUUGUGAUCGAGAACAGCAUUCAACAGCAGAAACCGGAAGAGAAAGAAGAUAUAAAAGAUUCCAAGAAUUUUACGACCAAAAGUCUCUCUUCUUUAAUACCAGCAACAGUGAUCCCGAUUGUUUCCGCUGAUGUUGGAUCGACAAAUGAAACUUUGUCAGAAAAAUUAAACGGCAGCGCAGAGGCGGAGAUGAAAAGUUCGACAUCCAAGAAUGACAUACCGAAUACGAAAGAAGAAGAGAAAGUGAUUGCAAGUAGCAGCAAUAGCUACGACGUGACCGGAAAUGGCAUAACAGAAGUCAGCUUUGCUCCAGACCGCAAGGGAGUGAAAUCACAUUCCAGCGAGACGACAGAUUCAACGUCGACGUCGCAUUCCACUGAGAUCUCAAACACAUCCAGGAUCCCUUUAAAUACGGACGUCCAGAUGGAGCCGGAAGAGGCCAUGAUGAUCCGCUCAACUUUUAUCGUUACCGAAUCCACAAUGGUUCCUGUAGACAAAGCCGUGGCAAUAGAAGUGAACAAGUCUACAACUUCAGCAGGUGAAGUGAACACAGUGGCUGCCACGAUGGUUUUCGAAAAUCCCACAGUGUCAACAUCAAGGACGAAUGUCAUGCAACAGUCUUCCUUAAGUCCCAAUCAAACCACCGAAACUUUAUUUACUACUUUACUUCCUGAUGCAUCUUUCAUUCCGACAACUACGUCCGUCGAAUUUGUGUUUGUGGGUCUCACGGAAGCAAUCUCUGUAGAAAAUAACACGACCGAGAAUAAUGUUCACGAACAAAUGACAAUUUCUAAGAUCGCGAUCUCGCCGACUGUUCAAGAUUACUCAUCCGCGACAAGUAAUACUACAGAAGACACAGUUACCACGAUGAAACUUCAAGAGUUUACCGAACUUCCGGUAGUAACGGAAAGUGGAACGGAUCAGGUAUCAACCGUGUAUCAGUCUAAUAACGAAACCAUCGAAGAGUCGUCAACCAUUCAGAUUGUAAGUCAGGAGCAGAGUAAUCGCACAGAGUUUACGAGAAACAAAGUUGCUAUAAGCGUUAUCGAUUACACUAGCGUAGCUACCGCUGGCACGGAAUCCUCCGGCGUUACCGAGGAUCCUUCAGAGUCCAUUAAGUCAAGUUUCAACGUUAACGUUACCGAGACGUCCGUUCUAAGCAUGACGGAGUUGCCUAAUUCAGAUGUCACAAUGAAGAUGCCUACGACGAACAUCACGAAGAAUCCCUUAACUCCAUCCGAUGUUACGAAUAUUUUGGAACCGAGAGUUCUCUCGAGUACACCUACGGAAUCGCCUGACGAGAAAACGACGGAUGUUGUUCAGAUAUUGUCUUCAGAUGAGAUUACGUUACUGGUUAAAAUAGUUAUCGAAGGUUCUUUGCACGAAGUCUGUCUUCGGCUGCCGGAUCUCAAGAAAGCGUUCGCGGAUGUUCUCACCAACGGCCUAAAGAAGUGUGCUACUUUGUUUCGCAGAUUAGUGUUGCCGGAACAAAUUGUCAUUCAUCAAAACCCAUGUCUCGAGACAACAAACUCGUCACCGACACCCAUAGACGUCAGUUUGACUUCGAUCCUAGUUUAUGUCGUGAACGAGGACAGAAAGUUUGACGUUACCAUGACGAAGAUUCUUCCAAGUUUGUACAAGGUGUCUCCCAACUUCCCAGUGAGAAUACACAAGGUCUUUUUGGUACCUGAAGCGGAUUCUGGAAACGCAAUAGCUGUUGUUGUUGUUUCGUCCGUAGCCUUUAUUUGUCUGGUUCUUCUGGCCGGACUUUUGUUUAUAAUGAGAAAGAGGCAAACAAGGUUCAACUACGGAGAACGGUGCCGGCCGGUAUCCUUAGACGCUUACAGCCUCGAUAGCGUCUCUGCGUACAACAGUGUAAGGCGCAAGGGUGCGGCAAGAUCCUCCAAGAGAAGUUACGGCAAUCCGACUUUCGAAGAUUCAAGCGCUAUUCCCUCCCAUCCUCUAAACUUUGCCGGGCUCUCAACCUUCUGUAACGACAUUAACGUAAUCAACGAGGAGUUUGCGGGUAUACCCCAAGUUUCAGCGAGGAUAGACGAGCUGCCUCAGGGUGCGGAGGUGAAGAAUAGAUACGCGAACGUGAUACCGCUUCCAGAGACAAGGGUGCCGUUACAGAGGCUGAACAAUGACCCCUUGACCGAGUACAUCAACGCUAGUUACGUGCGGGGACCUAAAAAUGCUACAAAGUAUUAUAUCGCGUGUCAAGCGCCAAUUGAAUCGACUGUUAUCGACUUUUGGCGUAUGAUCUGGGAGCAGCAGUGUAAAGUAAUCAUCAUGCUGACCGAUCUUGUCGAGAACGGGGUGGAAAAAUGCACUGAAUACAUUCCACCUUCGGAAGUAAUUGAUUGUCACCGACUUUACGGUGAUUUCCAAGUCACUCUGAAGAAACGGGAAACCAAAGAGAAAUAUGCAAUCUCUACGCUACAUUUGAAGUUUUUGCAGAACUUGGAGAACAAUACAUUCCGCGAGAUAUUCCACAUUUGGUACCUAUGGCCGGUGAGUGGUGUCCAAUCUGACGGUGCAGGUCUAAUAGCGGUGCUUCUCGAGGCGAGAGCACUUCAGCGAGGUAGUCCGGGACCUAUCGUGGUUCACUGUAGUCCUGGCACAGGACGCACCGGCACGCUAAUAGCUCUCGACCUAGGAAUUAGACAAUAUGAAAUUACAAGAACCGUGGACGUGCCGAGAGUCGUUUACACCAUCAGAAGAGACCGUGCCGGCGCAGUUCAAACGAAAGAGCAAUACGCUUUCAUAUACAAAGCGCUUAACCUGUAUGCGACGAAACUCGCCGGUGGCGUGUUGGAAUCAACGUGAAAUUGUGAUGCGAGAACCUGCAGCAAUGGACUUUAUUUACGUAAAAUGAUUGAUAAGUAUCAGAAACGUACGAUAUAUAGAUAGCGACAGUAGUAUCACAUUGCUCUAUUAUCAUUGAUAAAUUUUAUCCUUCAGAAGAACAAAUGUCAAACGCUGGCUUAUUAUUGCACAUUGUGUGACAGCUAGUCAAAGUAGACGCUCUCAGUGACUUUUGACAAUGCACUAGCUUACACUUCAACUGUUGCAAUGUCCGUAAUUUACGAAUUCGAAUUAUUGCUUCAUUCACCUUAUUCGCCAGGUAUGGUCCCGUGUUAUAUAUGUUCUAUUUAUUUUCGAAUCUGAAAAAAAAUGACUCGGUGGAAAGAAAUUUUUGAGCAACAAUAAUCGAUGCCGUAAGUGGCUAUAUUUUGACGAGCUGUCAUACAAACAUUAAUGAGCUAAUGUUUGACAUUUGUUUUUUUGAAGAAUGAAACGACUUGUCAACAACUACAGCACAAUGUGAUACUAACUAUCGUCGCUAUCUAUGCAUCGUAGAUUGACGAGAAUCGGAUAUUUUGUCAAUAGAAUACAUACGCAUAAAAUCGAAAGAUUUUUUGAAAAAAAAAGCGCAUAGAUAAAAAUAUGCAUGAGUUUUGAUUAUUGGCGAUAGGGGAGCUAAAUAUAAAAAUGCCAAAAUAUUCUAACGGUUAGAAGUAUCAUAAAAUAGGAAGUUUUCGAGGAGGAAAAUACUGACGCGUAGCUACAGAACGAGAACGAUUAAUAUAAUAGAAUAGAUGUGAAGAACUAUAUGUUACCUCUUUUUAAAAUAGUAUAGAAUUACAAUUUGUGAUAUAUGAACUCUAUAGACUAUAUACUUGUAAGUUUGAUAAUAUACAUGAUACAGUCUGCUGAUCUGUUGACGCAAGAUUAAUAGGAAUAUCCAAAGAAGUUUUUAUCGCCAAUAUAAAUUAAUGCAAAGCAAUUUCAAGUAUGUUCAAAUUUGUAUGUGAAAUUUAAGCAAUUAAACGUUCUACGCUUGUAUAACAACUCUGGAUUCGUGAAUUCUCUCUAUUAUAUUAUUAUUUAAUAUAAAACACUAGUAACUCUUUUAAAUGUUUCGAACAACGAUAUGAUUUUGGACAUCUUUAAGAUUACAAUGAAAUAUGUUGAUAUAAUUUGUUUAAUGUAAUGUCUACGAAAUAUCAAAGAUAUGGAGCAGAGACAAAAUAGAAUUAUUUACGUUGAGAUUAAUAUUAAUUUUUAAAUUUUAAUAAGUUUACUUAAUAAAUAUUAUUUGAUAAAACAUUUUGGAAAUACUCUCGAGAGAAUAUUUUAUUUAAAAUAAUAUUCUAUACAUAAUUUGUUAACGACUAUUUAAUACAUGUUUAUUUAUAUAUUAAUUCCUACAUAACAAAUGAUAAUAAAUGAUAACACAUUUGCAUUUGUUUUGUAAUAGUAUUCAGACAGGAUGAGCGCAUUUCUAAUUUGUUUUUCGAAUAAGUAUUGCAUUAUUGUUAUUGUUGCUAGUGUUUUCAGUGUACAGAGUAUAUUUUUAUUUGUGCAUGUCGCUCUCUAUAAACUGUAAAUAUUAUACAUAGUGUCAACGAUGAACAUGAUUUUGACAAUUAUGUUAAUUGAUCUACUUGAGAAGAGAUUUUAUUUAUAUAUUCGAUAUAUUUUAGAACGAAAAAUACCAGUGCUUUCUUUUUUUUAUUAAGCCCAUAAUUGUAUGGACUGGAAGCGGAUAUCCGUCUACGAGUGCAAUGUACCAACUAUAUUUAUAAAAAUUAGGAUAUAUAAUCAUAAUUUAGUUAUUUUUUCUCUUUAAGAGAACAUCUCUACCUGAAUUAUGAUUCUUGUAAUUUAUUAAAAAAAGAUUAUGACAAACUUUAUUUUCUAAGUGUAGACAUGUGAAUAAUUUAUAGUAUAAAUCUUAUAUUUUUUGUAUCGACAAGUAGUUUUGCUUUUGCCAAUUCUUUGAAUGAAGCUAAACUAUUUUACCUUUGUUUUCUAACAUAAAAUAUUUCUACUUAUACAUAAGUAUAUAGAUACCUUCCAUAUAAAAAUACUUUAUGUGCAUAUAUAAAUAUUUUACAACUUUGCUAUAUCAUAUAUUUGAUUUGAUGAAUGUAUGUACGUGUUCAUGGUCAAUUGUUGUGUUCUCAAAAACAAAAACCACAAUGUCUUUUAAUAACAGAACAGAACUUUAAAUUUA
Pseudomyrmex gracilis is the source of this 7427-nucleotide messenger RNA. Its product is annotated as mucin-3A. Bases 626 to 5233 code for a protein of 1535 amino acids. The transcript has 11 exons. Gene Ontology annotation, molecular function: protein tyrosine phosphatase activity. Lineage: Eukaryota; Metazoa; Arthropoda; Insecta; Hymenoptera; Formicidae. The record is from RefSeq and is a predicted model, not a curated record. Gene Ontology annotation, biological process: protein dephosphorylation.